UAAACUGUUUACUUUUUCGUUCCAGAGAUUCCCGAACAUCACAAAAAUCUCAGGAUUUCCAGAAAAAAAAAUUACAACUCAAACUUAUCACAAGUGAAAUCCAUUGCAAAGGUCGGGUUCUGUGGCACUGGCAGCUUCUGCCCGAGGGCAGUUUCAACGCGAACUCGUUUCUCUCGGUGGUGCUCGAACAGUUGGGCGGACCAAAAUAAUCGGUCAAACAGUUGCCGCAGCGGGUGGAAUCGGGACUUUGGUGAAGGCGCAGGUGUCCAGCAGCUUGCCUCGUUCGGUUACGGAACGCAGCGUGAUGGAACAGCAGAGCAGGUUCCGGGCGCAGGGCGAACGGAUCAACAACAAUGCUGGCACGGCAAUUACGACAAACACUUUCCAAAUCUGGGAGACGACCGUCCGUCUGGCCCGGAUUCGCACCCUGAUGGAUCAUCUGUGCGCGGCCAACGAUGAGAAUGACGAGCUAAUUUACUGCCUGCGCGAACCGAACGAACCCAUCGAGGACACUCCGGAGGACACCAGCAACGAUACCGACCCGGACGAGGAGGACGGUUCCAUCAACUCCAUCAUCAAGGACAUCCGUUCGCGGCCUCGAACCCGUGGCGCCGUCAAAAUGAUCUUCUACAACCGGUUGGCGAUGAUCUCCGACAAGCUGACGCAGGACAUCAAGUUUCGCUCGGAGAACGCCGAGUUCUUCGACGAUCUGGAGCUGGUGCUGAGCCGAAUGUCGGACGAGGCGGCCGAGAUCACCAAGCGGGAGAUUAUGAAAUAUUUGGCCGAGGCCAAGGAGCGGCUCGCGAAAAAGGACCGGGAACGACAGCAAUUGCUCCAGCAGCAACAACAACAACAGAACUUUGACGGUGCUCCGUCCGGUUCUAGCUUAGCGGGUUCCUCCUCCUCCUCUAGUAGUUCGACUUUUUAAAACAAAAUUAAACCUAUACAUUUAAGCAGCAGCAGCACACACAAACAUUUCGGACGGGAUUUAAGAAACAGGAUUCCCAGCAAAAGAAAAAAAAAGAACUCAGUUUCCUCCACAUCUUUGGAUUCGGAUCUGUUCCGUUUGGACGACGUCGUUGUCGCAAGGAAGGCAGGAAAAAGUACACACGCACCUCGUGUGUUUAGCAGAAUGGACAUAAACUAAUCGUCGAGAGCUUCUUCUACUCUUAAGUGUAUAAUCCGUUUAAUUUUUAUUUAUCCUCCUCCCCCUCCCAAAAACUCUUUACUCACUUUUCGAUUGACCGUUUUUCAAUCAUUAUUGACUUUAUUUUUUUCUCUCAUACUUGUUUAUUUAUAAUUGUUUGAAGAUUCCAAUACAACAAAUUAUCGAAAUGAAGAAA
Messenger RNA from Culex pipiens pallens (northern house mosquito), 1343 nucleotides. RefSeq lists its product as uncharacterized. Bases 305 to 928 code for a protein of 207 amino acids. The transcript has 3 exons. Lineage: Eukaryota; Metazoa; Arthropoda; Insecta; Diptera; Culicidae. The record is from RefSeq and is a predicted model, not a curated record.